AUGAGAGCAGCUCAGAGUCGACAGAAAAGCUGUGCAGAUAAUCAUCAUCGCCAAUUAGAGUUUGAGGUUGGGGAUAAGGUAUUCUUGAGGAUUGCACCCAUGAGAGGGGUUAUGAGGUUUGGAAAGAAGGGUAAGUUAAGCCCUAGGUACAUCGGACCAUUUGAGAUUCGUGAUCAGAUUGGACCAGUGGCUUACAGAGUAGCCCUACCACCCGCACUCUCAGGUGUACACAAUGUUUUUCAUGUAUCUAUGCUGAGGAAGUAUGUACCUGACCCCACCCACGUUAUCGAUUACGAGCCACUUCAUUUUCAGGAAGAUCUGACUUAUACAGAAGAACCGGUACGGAUUGUGGAGAGAAAAGAACAGGUGUUACGUAAUCGGACUAUCCCAUUGGUUAAGGUGGUAUGGAAAAAUCAUGCUAUCAGUGAAGCCUCUUGGGAAUUAGAAGAGGAUAUGCAAGUCAAGUACCCACAGUUAUUCGACGAUGAUCCUAACAGCUUGUGA
This is a messenger RNA of Juglans microcarpa x Juglans regia, 504 nucleotides long. RefSeq lists its product as uncharacterized. Bases 1 to 504 code for a protein of 167 amino acids. The transcript has a single exon. Lineage: Eukaryota; Viridiplantae; Streptophyta; Magnoliopsida; Fagales; Juglandaceae. The record is from RefSeq and is a predicted model, not a curated record.